Colletotrichum acutatum is the source of this 1134-nucleotide messenger RNA. RefSeq lists its product as uncharacterized. The transcript has 9 exons. NCBI's taxonomy places the organism in Eukaryota, Fungi, Ascomycota, Sordariomycetes, Glomerellales, Glomerellaceae. The coding region runs from base 1 to 1134 and encodes 377 amino acids. The record is from RefSeq and is a predicted model, not a curated record.
AUGUUGGUGGCCUCUACUCUCACCUUAUUGAUGGGCUAUGACGUAAGUCGCAAAGGCGAAUCAAUCCAGCAGCUUAGCCCGCAUGCAUCUGCAGUAUUAGUCGACUCCUGGGAAAAGGUGGCGGAUACGUUCCCUGCUACUGCCUUGCUCCUCCCGUGGACACUUGCCUUUCUUCGUGCAAACCCGCAGCUCCUGCCUGCCCAGUCAGUCUUGUCACUCCAAGAGUCCAAGAUUACAACUUUCCAAGUCAAGGAUCAAAUCGUGUCAGGCUUGAAUCUGAAUGGACAGCUUCAAAUCACGACGCACCGGCCCUCUGAGUCCAUAUCACCCAUCACCAUCCAUCCGUCAUGGGCCCCCGGCAAACCGGUAAAUCCGACCCAGCUCAGCCCAGCCCAAGCCGCGUCCAGCAUAGCACGCGCCGCCGAGCCUGGCAAGCCCAGCCAUCUGCCCCAGGUCCUUGGUCCUCCAAAGGCUGUCAUCAAAGCUGUCAAGACGAAUCGAGCAACGUCCAGAUCUCUCCUUCGGGAGCACAAAAAGAAAGAGAGACAGGACAACCACAUCGAAGUCCCCAAGUCCCAGUCGCGGCUGGGUCUGGCCAGCACUAUCGAUUUCCAGGAGAACGGAAGCCCACCAUCGAGUAAUACACGCACACAAUACCAAUCCAUUCCCAAUUUCCGCCAAUCACUGAUUGGUCAGGUUGGCCCUGCACUGCCAACUUGGCUGCACCAAGGGCCGCUCGGAAGCCUUACGCGCAGAUUGUGGUUCGACAGGCCGGCUGACUGGGAGCAUGACAACUCGACGUUGGCUUUCAUUUUCCUCGACGAGCCGGCACAGGACUGGCCCAGCUUGGUCCUCAAAAGAACAAUCCAACGAGCCGUCGGUAGAGAACAGCAGCGUAUCCCAAACCGGACAAGUCAGGUACAUGAGCUGCAGACGUUUUGGAGCGAGAUUGAAGAGAGAAGGGAUCGUCAACAGAUUCAGCAAUUGAACCAGGCGGUUGGUUAUUGCGGCAAUGGCUACGACAACGGCGUCGAUGUUGGCCCUGGUUCUGGAUCGCCUACCCGUUAUGACACAGGCAAGCCAGGGCCCAAGAAGGGAGAUGUCAAUCUGCACUUCUGCAGUGUCGCAUGCUAG